CUGCUCAGUAUCUUGAAACGUAUCUGUGGUUCGAUAGACAUUCCAGAAGUAAUCAUGAAUACACCAUAUACCUGUUCAACACUCCAUGCCCUGUUGAACCCUCAUGCGUCUUCUCUAGGGUCAUGGGGUGGUAACACACCUACCUGCUUCCUCUCCCGUCAACCACAACGCCACGCUUUUGCCUCAAAAACGCGGGGUUGGAUCCACAUUCUUUUAAUAAAGACUCUCUACUGGCUUACGAGCGGAAAGCCACGGUAGAAAUCACUCGUUUUUCACUUUCCUCUCACGGUUUCAGUCGGGGGGCCGUUGCAUCCUUGCGAUAAGCGCGAGUUGGACGAUGGGUUCGAGCCCUAAUUGGACCAGAUCACGGGGCGCUCAUUUAUCAAAUUGGCUUAUCUUCCCGUUGAGGAUGGCCGGGCCGGGCGUCGUCUGGGCGCAGGGCCUAUAAGAAGCUUUUUUGAGAGAUGACUGCCUCAGAUGAGGAUAUUGAGAAGAAGGGCGUGACCGCCGUCGAGCCCAGAGGGGACAAAUCUGUUCCAGGAUAUGAAGAUGUUCAAGUCUCAGAGAUCAACCCACUGAAGAGGAGUCUGCAGGGCCGUCAUAUGCAGAUGAUCGCUAUUGGUGGUUCCAUUGGUGCUGGUCUGUUCGUCGGUACUGGUAGUGCUUUGAGUACGGGAGGUCCUGGAGCUCUGCUGCUCUGUUAUUUGAUUGUCGGUGCUAUGCUUCUGCUCACAAUCCAGGCGCUGGGAGAAUUGGCCGUCGUGUAUCCCGAAAAUGGUGCUUUCUUCACUUAUUGCGUUCGGUUCAUCAAUCCUGCUUGGGGCUUCGCUGUCGGCUGGGACUAUGCGAUCAGUUGGCUCAUCAUUCUACCCUUCGAAAUCACCGCUGCUGGUAUCACCAUUCAAUAUUGGCGUGAUGAUCUCAAUGUCGGGAUAUGGAUCGCUGUCUUCUUAGUUGUUCUUUCACUCAUCCAAGUCUUUGGUGUCCGUGGAUACGGUGAAGUCGAAUUUGCCCUGGGUAUGAUCAAGGUCAUUGCUGUCAUUGGCUUUAUCAUCCUCGGAAUCGUGAUCGACUGUGGUGGUGCCCCCAAGGGUGGAUACAUCGGUGCCCAUUACUGGCAUGACCCUGGCGCGUUCACCACCUUCCGGGGCUUCUGCUCGGUGUUCGUGACGGCUGCCUUUGCCUUCUCCGGGACUGAGCUAGCCGGUCUUGCUGCUGCCGAAGCCGCCAACCCUGCCAAGUCUGUCCCCAAGGCCACGAAACAGGUCUUCUGGCGUAUCAUGGUCUUCUAUGUCCUGGGAACAUUCAUCGUUGGCCUGAUCGUCCCCCACACUGCCGACUACCUGCUCAACUCCUCCGGUGCUAACACCAAGGCUUCUCCCUUUGUCAUGUCCAUCAAGAAUGCCGGUAUCAGUGGCCUGCCGUCGGUGAUGAACGCCGUUAUCACCAUCUCCGUCAUCAGUGUCGCCAACUCUGCCACCUAUGGAUCUAGCCGUACCCUCCAGGCUCUGGCUUCUCGCGGCAUGGCCCCUAAGUUUCUCGCAUUCGUGGACAAGAAGGGUCGUCCCAUUUACUGCAUCCUCCUCCAGAUCGCCUUCGGUUUCCUUGCUUUCGUCAACGAGGCUUCGAGCACGGGUGAUGUCAUCUUCAACUGGCUUCUGGCUCUUUCCGGUACCAUCUCCUUCUUCGUCUGGGGAAGUAUCUGUCUUGCCCAUGUCCGCUUCCGCGCUGGCUGGAAGCACCACGGCCGUCAAGUCAGCGAGCUGGCUUUUGCUGCUCCGUUCGGUGUGAUCGGAAGUUGGAUUGGCUUUGGUCUCAACGUGAUGUGUCUGGUCGCUGAGUUCUAUGUCUCGGUUGCUCCCAAGGAUGCGGAGACCUUCUUUAUGAACUACUUGGCUGGCCCGCUGAUCAUUCUCCUGUUCUUCGUCUGGAUCAUCUAUACCAAGAUCAACAAGGACCCCAAACUUGACCGCGGUAUGUGGUUUGUGAAGGUGCAGGACAUGGAUGUCUUCAGUAACAUGCGUGACACUGCAUUGGACGUUGACCUGCCUCCCAAGGUUGUGUACCACACUUGGGGAGAGUGGUUCAAGGCGGCGCCCAUGAGAAUUCUUCGCUCGAUCUUCUAAAUCAACGACGACCGUGAUGAGAUCGCCCGUGUGGAUGUGUGUGUAAUUGUCUAGCUGUUGAGAGAUUAGUAAUUGAUACAGAUUCCCCCUAGGAUAUAUGUCCUAGUUAUACAAGAAAC
Penicillium brasilianum is the source of this 2245-nucleotide messenger RNA. The record is from the annotation of a GenBank genome assembly. NCBI's taxonomy places the organism in Eukaryota, Fungi, Ascomycota, Eurotiomycetes, Eurotiales, Aspergillaceae.